Molecule: messenger RNA, 11837 nt
Organism: Clupea harengus (Atlantic herring)
Lineage: Eukaryota; Metazoa; Chordata; Actinopteri; Clupeiformes; Clupeidae
Gene: wnk3
Product: serine/threonine-protein kinase WNK2
Biological process (GO): protein phosphorylation
Molecular function (GO): protein serine/threonine kinase activity; ATP binding
Source: RefSeq, a predicted model, not a curated record
UUCAACACACUUUUUAUAUUGUGGUCUGGAUCUGAUCAAAAUCAAAUACAAAUACAGUAAGGUCAGCCCACAACAUUUUGUGAACAGACAUUUUGAGUUUUAGAUGGGCCGAGAGCUCUAACAUUGAAAUCAAUAUGACAAUGACGUUCAGGACGAAGAGAAGUGGGGUAGUUUGUUCAAAUUGGUUUCUAGACAUGGGGACUAGUUUAGGUUUUCUUGCAAAGAUAUAUUUAGGUGGACUAACUAAACCGAAAGAGAAAAUCUGCUAUGAAAUUUAAAAAAAAACACCACAAAUCAACGUGAAUGCUUCUUGACUAGCAAAUAAAAAUAGGCUCGGGUGCGCGACUUGCCGUGGUCGAGAGCGGCGGUAGCGCGCACCAGGCUGAGCCCGAAAACGACUGUCUAUUGCAGAGGGAGAAACGAAGAGGAGAGCAAGUGCACCCAGCAACAUCAUUGCUUCCCCGUAUGCAGACGGUCAUUGUUUUGUAAAUUAUGUACAAAUAUAGCGUAGGAAAUUAUUGUGUCUGCGGUGAAUCGUCUUCAUGAGAGAAUGCGACUAAAAACUAUUUUAUCAUAUGCACGGGGCACCUAUAACGACUUUAUCAAAUCAGACUGUGAUUCGACGUUAACUGGGGAUUUGCUGGCUAGGAUUUAACGACGCGGUCAAAUCAAGAGAGCUGUACAUCGAACGGUAAAGGAGUAGCCCACCUGCCAACGAUAGAGUGCAUAAGAAAGACGUAGUUCCUUAACUUAGAAUAGAGAAAUUGUACAUUUUAAAUAAUGUAGAGAAUGCAAUCCAAUAAACAUCGUUGAGAGACGAUAUAUGUGUUUUCGCCUGGUAAUACCGCGACAACGGAAUACAUUCUCUCAGCGGACAACACAGGAUGUCGCAAAUGGGGUGUAUCUGAUGAUCCCUUCACUGCUACCUUGAAGGAAGGCGUGUCACUCGUACGUGUUGGCAAGACCUCUCCCUCUGUUGAGUGACCAGGUGUGCCCAGGCAAGGUUUGCUUGUGAGGAGGAACCUGCAUGAAGGAGAUGGAGAGAAGAAAAGUAAGGACUGAGAAGUAGACAAAAAAAAAAAAAAUAUUGAAAGGGAGGUGGUGGUCUACCCAACUUUUUGCAUAUACCCACCAAUGCUGUUGUGAACCUUGAGCAGGAAAGAAAGAGAGAGAGAGAGAGAGAGAGAGAGAGAGAGAGAAUCCAAGACGGAGGAGAAGAGAAAGAGGAGCAUAGGCCCUCUCGGUAGACGACCGGGGGUUACGGGCAAUUUGCAGCACUGGAAGGAAGCGCGGUCUGCACUCCGUGGUGGGCGCGAGGGUGACCACUGAGGGAGAGAGACGGGGACUGUCGGAGAGCCCGAGGGGUGGCGGAGGAGGGGGAGGGGGAGGCGACGGCCCAGGAGGAGCGGAAAAGCUUAUCUCCCAUGGCGACUGACCCCGGAGAGCCUACGGCUACCGAGGACUCCUCGGAGAAGCCUGAUGGAGGGAGGGGGGAGGAGGAGGCGGAAGAGGGGGGCCGCGCGGUGGCAGCAGCCCGGGAGAGAGCGCGGACGCGAAGCACCCCCUCCGACUUUCCCUCCUCCCAGACGCAGGAGAGGAGAGCAGGAGGAAGAGCUGCAGGAGGAGGAGGAGAGGACGGAGGAGACACCGGGGCCGACGGGCCGGAGGUGCCCCGAAACACACGCUCCCUUUCUUUCUCCACGCCCUCCUCCCCAACCACCCACCACCAGCACCCCCACCCCCACCCCCACCAUCACCACCACCACCACCACCACCACCAGCAGAGCAGCCGGCUGAGGCGUGAGAACAAACGCUUCUUCCGCAAGAGUGUCGAGAUCUGCGAGGAGGAAGACGAGCCGGAGGAGGCCACCGCCGCGGCUACUUCAGCCCCAGAUACCCCGCAAAGUGCCCCCCAUCUGCAGGUGUGCGCCUCAGACUCUGUGUUCGCGCCCGGCGAUGCUCCCCAGCAGCAGCAGCUUCCUGCCAGUGCCCAUGCAGCCCUGGGCGAGGAGGGUGCUCCUGACGGGGCAUGCCAGGACCCCGACAAGACAGGGGGAGCAUCCACCUCCACUGCAUCCACACCGCGGGCCAAGGAGCGCGAGGAGCAGGAAGAGGAGGCUGAGAUGAAGGCCGUGGCCACCUCACCCAGCGGACGUUUCCUGAAAUUCGACAUCGAGCUCGGCCGAGGGGCCUUCAAAACUGUCUACAAAGGCUUGGACACGGAGACCUGGGUGGAAGUGGCCUGGUGUGAACUCCAGGACCGCAAGCUGACCAAGGCGGAGCAGCAGCGCUUCAAGGAGGAGGCGGAGAUGCUGAAAGGCCUGCAGCACCCCAACAUCGUGCGUUUCUACGACUCCUGGGAGUCCGGCAAAAGUGGCAAAAAGUGCAUCGUCCUGGUCACCGAGCUCAUGACGUCAGGAACGCUCAAAACCUAUCUGAAGCGCUUUAAGGUGAUGAAGCCCAUGCUGCGCAGCUGGUGCCGGCAGAUCCUGAAAGGCCUGCAGUUCCUGCACACGCGCACGCCGCCCAUCGUGCACCGAGACCUCAAGUGCGACAACAUCUUCAUCACCGGGCCAACGGGCUCGGUGAAGAUCGGCGACCUAGGCCUGGCCACGCUCAUGAGGACGUCCUUCGCCAAGAGUGUCAUCGGUACCCCUGAGUUCAUGGCUCCUGAGAUGUACGAGGAGCACUACGAUGAGUCAGUGGACGUCUACGCCUUUGGCAUGUGUAUGCUGGAGAUGGCCACCUCUGAAUAUCCCUAUUCCGAGUGCCAGAAUGCUGCUCAAAUCUACCGCAAAGUCACCAGUGGUAUCAAACCAGCCAGUUUUGACAAGGUGAACGACCCCGAGAUUAAGGAAAUCAUCGAGGGCUGCAUUCGCCAGAACAGAACCGAACGACUCUCCGUCAAGGACCUGCUGAACCACGCGUUCUUCGGCGAAGACACGGGCGUGCGGGUGGAGCUGGCGGAGGAGGACACGGGCUGCCAGGAGUGCCUGGCGCUGCGCAUCUGGGUGGAGGACCCCAAGAAGCUGAAGGGCAAGCACAAGGAUAACGAGGCCAUCGAGUUCAGCUACGACCUGGAGAACGACAGCGCUGAAGAAGUGGCCCUGGAGAUGGUGAAAUCGGGCUUCUUCCAUGAGAGCGACACCAAGGUGGUGAGCAAGUCCAUCCGCGAUAGGGUCAUUCUCAUCAAGAAGUCUCGAGAGCGGCGGCAGCUGCAACUACUGCAGCAACAGCAGCAACAGCAGCUACAGCAGCAGCAACAACAACAACAGCAGCAGCAGCAGCAACAACAGCAGCAGCAGCUACAGCAGCAACAGCAGCAACAACAGCAGCAGCUACAGCAGCAACAGCAGCAGCAACAACAACCUGGCGGCUUGGAGGAGAGGAGAGACUCCACUUUCACCUCCGCUUCCUACUCCUGCUCCCACCCCUCUUGCCCCUCCUCCAUGGGCCCAGGGGCGGCCCCCAGUGCUGUGGGGGCCACCGGGGGCCACGGGGAGGCAGAGGAGCUGCCGGAGGUGGACCAGCACGUCAGACAGCAGACCAUCCACAGCAGUGCCUCUGGCCUAACAGAGGGGGAGAGCAUCUCUGCAGCAAGCUGUGAAUCCUUUACAAGUGGAACGAACCAAGUCCUCCUACCGCAGGGGGAGUCUGGGAACCCAUACGCACCUGCUCAGCCCAGCUACCCCUCGGCCCCAACUUCCCUUCAGGCAUGCCCACCCAAUGCCACUCAAAUGCCACUUCCCUCUCAAUCAAUGGACGGCGCCACUCCACACACCUCCAUAGUUCAGUCGCAGUCCUACGUCCCCCCCGUCUCGCCCCAGCAGGCCCCUAUUGGCAUCCUCACCGCUCCCAUGUCAAUCGGAGAUGCCACAGGAGUGAUAGGAGGGGCUGUCCCGAUCGCACAGCAAACUCAGCCCACACCCUUUCCGCAUGAAAUGCUUCCCCAGCAAACACAGCUAGCCAUAGUUCAGCAGCAGCAGCAGCAGCAGCAGCAGCAGGCAGCGCUGGACGCACCGGCAGCCCUGUUGCAGCACCAGACGGCUAAUGUGAUCACGCAGCCUCAAGCUGUUCUCAUGCAGCAACAGAUAGAGCAGACACAGCAACAAGGGGCUCCACUGCAGCAGCAGCCGCAGCAGCAGCCGCAGCAGCAGCCGCUGCAUGCUAACGCAGGAAUACCACAGCAGGCCGAGCAGCCUCUGAUCGCACAGCAGCAGGAGCAGCAGCAGCAGCAGCAGCCCAACCACAGCUCAGCACAGCAGUCGUACGUGCCUGUGCCACAGCAGCAGCAAGUUCUACCGCAAAAGAUUGAACCACAGACGCAGCAAACGUACAUCCAGCCCCACCCAGGACUACCACAGCAACCAACUGUGAUGCAACAUACACAACAGCAUCAUCCCCAGCAAGCCCAUUUGCAACAGCCAUCGAGUGAACAACAGCAAUGUAUGAUUUUGCAACAUCAAAUAGAGCAGCAGCAGCAGGUCUUUGUACCACAACAGGCUGAGCCACAAGGUCAGAUACAGCAGCAGCAACCCACCCAGCAGCAACAGCAAGCCCUGUUACUGCAGCUACAGAUCGAACAGCAGCAGCAGCAGGCACUAUUAAUCCAGCAGCAGCUGGAGCAGCAGCAGCAGCAGCAACAGCAGCAGCAAUCCUACCUGCAGCAUCACCACCAACAACAACAACAGAUAGAACGACAACAACAACAGCUACUGCUGCAGCAGCAGCAAACACAAGCGCCACUGCAACAGCUGAUAGAACAGCAAAGCCAGCCACAACAGGUUUUGGUUCCACAGCCGAAUGAUCCACAACAGCAAGUUCUUCUACAGCAACAACAAAUUGAGCAACAGCAAAAACAGGCGUUACUACAGCAUCAAAUGGAGCAACAGCAACAGCAAGCCCUGUUGUAUGAACAACACCAACAGCAGUUCGAACAACAGCAACAGGUGAUAUUGCAACAAAAGCAGUUGGAAAAGCAGCAGCAACAGGCACUGUUACAGCAACAGCAGCAGCAUCAAAUUGAGCAACAGCAGCAAGCUGCUCUGCAACAACAAUUAGAGCAAAAGCAUCAAGCUUUAAGACAACAGCUAGAGCAACAGCAGCAGGCCAUGUUACAACAGCAGUGGGAACAACAGCAACAGUUGGAGCUACAGCAGCAACAACAACAGGCCUUACUGCAGCAGCAAAGAGAACAGCAGAUGCAACAGCAUGUCCUUAUGCAACAUCAGCAGGUUUUAUUCCAACACCAAAAGAUUGAGCAACAGCAAGCUUUACUGAAGCAGCAGCAGGCGGAGCAACAUCUUAAGCAGCAGGUUUUGUUGCAGCAGCAGCAGCAGCAGAUGGAUCCAGCAGCGGCGGUGGUCCAGCAUCACAGCGGACCCCAGCACAUCGAACAAAUCGACCCGGCGCCUGCCCAACUCCCACAAGAGCAGCAAGCGAUCAUGCAGCAACAGAUCGGUCAGCAGCAAGCAAUGCCUCACCAGCUGCACUCGAGUCUCACUCAGCAGCAAGUGGAUCAUCAGCAGCAGCAGCAGCAAGCAUUAGUACAGCAGCAACAAGCUCUGCUCUCCCAGCAGCAGCAUCAGCAUAGGAGCUCUGUGGUGGAGUCCCAGAUCUCUGGCAUCAUUCAAGCAGCCCCUGAGGUCACCGCUCAAGUUCCUGGACAGGUUCAGGCUGUUCCGGCUCACGUUCAACCCCAGAUUCCGCUCCAGGCUGCUGUUCAGCCUCAGAUCCAACCGGUACCAGUCCCGAGUCACGGUGAAGCAGCCGCCCAUCUCCAGAACCAGGGGCACAGCGCGCCACAAGUGCAGCCUCCUCAGGCAUUUAUACCGACCCAGACGCAAGCACUGCCUCAACCCAUGCCUCCUGUCCAAAGACAGCCCCAUGCGAGCCAGCCCCAGGUUCUUCUCCAAUCUACACAACAAGUGCAGGCACCCAUGCAGACCCAGGCAGCACUGCAGCCUCAGAUGCAAGCUCAAGCAUUUGCUCAGGCCCAGGCACUCACUCAGAUUCAGCCUCAGGGUCAGAUGCUGCCAGCCCCAGCUCAGAUCCUGUCCGUCGCUCCGAUCCCCGGGCCAAUCCAACCUGAGCAGACAAUGGCACCCCCCAGUGUGCCAAUGCAAGGGCAGAUACAAACACAACAGCAGGCUCCCGCUAUACCGCUGUCAUCACAGUACACUCAAGCAGCACAGCCAGUGCAAUCAACAGUUCAAUCGGUCCAAUCGGACCUCACUAUUCAAUCCAUGCAACAACAGCCAGUGGUACAGUACCAACAAAUGAUGCUGUCUCCAGGUGCAGUCGCUGCUGCUGCCGUCACUACGGCACCCACAGUCUGCCCUGCUCCCAUGAGCUCGACACCACAACAAUUUACACCGCAGAGCAGUCAGGCACACAUCCCGACCCAGGUUCAGCCCCAGCACAUCAUCCAGGCCCAGCAUCAACCCAUGAACGCAGGCGUGCAACCAAUGGUGCCGCCUCUGGCAACACCGCAGCCUCUGGCAACACCGCAGUUUGAGCCUCAGCAGCUGCAGCUGCCGCCAGCUCCACAGGUCCCGCAGCAGCAGAUGCAUCAGGCCGCUUCAACGACAACACAGCCUUUCAUGCAGCAGCAGCAGCAGCAAAGCAUUCCCACACAGCAGGCGGUGGUUCCCCUGGAGCAGCACAGUCAGCUCUCAUGUCAGCCCCAGGCCACUCCCCAGCCAACACCUCAGUCCUCCGCACAGACCCAGGCCCCGCCCAGAGUUCUUCCCCUGUACAGUCAGGUUGUUGCUGGCCCGUCGCCACCAUCACCUCAACACCAGGUCCCUCCUCGAGGGGGCCCUCUGCCUGCCCAUACGCAGACUCAGACCAGCAAUCAGCCCCAGACGCACAUCCAGACACAGACUCCUGCCCAGAUGGUCCAGACACAGUCCCACACACAGACACAUGUUGAGACCGAAGCAGGAUCAGACCAACCUCUGUAUCCUCCACACAUGGCCUUCCAACCUCAGCAGUUACCCCCAAGUCCAUCUCAUGCCACCACUUAUCUCCACACUGCUCUGCCAGCCGCUCACCCCACUGUCCCCCCUGCCCCCGAGUGCCCUGCUCAAGCUGGGGUACCUGCCAGCUACCUGGGGGUGAUUGACGUGGUCCCCAUAUCCCCAUAUCCUGCCACUGCUUUCCAGACCCUCGGCUCUAACGGUCCCUCGCUGCCCCCAACCUCCCUAGCGGAAUGUGACCCUGCUCUGCUGGGUAUUGCUCAGGAGAGUCAAGGCCAGUCUGCUAACAAGCAUUCGUCAUCUGGCUCUGCCCCAGCCAAUGGAGAAGAAGCUCUACAGCUGUGGGCCAAUGGGAAAUUGGAUCGGUUGAAAUUACAGAGGAGAUCAUCCUAUCAGAGGGCAGACAAGACUACUCAUUUUCAGCUAAGCAUGCUCCAGGUGUCCAACACUGGAGACAACAUGGUGGAAUGCCAGCUUGAGACUCACACUAACAAAAUGGUCACCUUCAAGUUUGAUGCUGAGGGUGACGCUCCAGAGGAUAUUGCAGAUUACAUGGUGGAGGAGGACUUUGUCCUUAAUUCAGAGAAGGAAAUAUUUGUUGAGGACCUACGAACCAUAGUAAAGAGAGCUUCGGAAAUCCUGCCAACUCAGUCACAGGCUGGGUCGAUGGAACAGCUGCACGUGAGCACCCCUUCAUCAAUGGAUUCAGCCCCGCAGGCGUCUCCCGUAGGCCGCUGGCGCUUCUUCAUCAACCAGACGAUCCGGCAUCGUGACUCCCAGUCAAACCAGGGAGCCUCCACACCGCCCCCAUGUGGAGAGGGCCAGUCCCUACAGCUCGGAGAGUCUGAGAAAGACCGCGAGGGAUCACAGCGCUCCGAAUCCUUCCCUUGGAUAGCCUCCCCUCCCUGCCCUGUGCCGUCUGCCUCCUCCCCUCCGGUCUCCACUGUGUCUGCCCCUGCCUCUAUGUCUGCCCCAGCCGCUGCCGCCCCUGCUCCUGACACUACUGCCUCUGACUCGACCUCUGCCCCGGCUUCUGCAGUAGUUCACCACCUUCCCCCAGCCUCUGCUGCCCACGACGCACCGCCUGUCGUCUCUGUAGCCAUGCCUGACCAGGCCUCUGGUAGCGCCAGCUUAACCCAUGUGCCCACUGCUAUCUUGCCCAGCCAGAUCGUAGCCCCAGUCAGUGCCCCUCUGCCUGUCGCUGAGGCUGUAGUCACACCCGCCUCCAGCAUAGGCUCUUCCGUUGGGCUCGGGGUGGCCGAAGCCCCCCAAGGGCAGUGUCUAUCAGAGGGGGAGCAGCGUACCUCACUCUCAUCUUCCUCCAGUCACGCCCCCUCUCCGGCUCCCCCCGUCAGCCAUGCUGGCCACCCAGCAGAGCGACCACAACCCCUUCAGCAGGGGCCUCCUGUCCAGCCAGUCCAGCUGCCUGUGGCUGUCCUGGAGCAGACUCCUUAUGCUCAACAGGCAGCAGUGCAGCUUCAAAUGCAACAGCAGCUUCUGUUACAGCAACAGAUCCUGCAGCAGCAGCAGCAGCAGCAGCAGCAGACAAUCCAGCAGCCACUCCCAGUCCAACAGCCACUCCCAGUCCAACAGCCACUCCUCCCAGUCCAGCAGCCACUCCCAGUCCAGCAGCCACUCCCAGUCCAACAGCCACUCCCAGUCCAGCAGCCACUCCCAGUCCAACAGCCACUCCCAGUCCAACAGCCACUCCUCCCAGUCCAGCCUCAGCCCACUCUCACGGGGCAGAUAAUGCCCGUCGUGCCGCAGGAGCUAAAACCACAGUACACCCCUCCCUUGCAGAUGCAGCAGCCUCUGUUGCAAACAGUGCAGCAGCAAACAGUCCUGCAGCCAGGCCCACUACCCCAGCCGCAGCUCCAGCAGGCCCCUGCAGAGCAGCUGCAGUCCCUUCAGCAGCAGGCAGUGACGCUUCAGCACCAGCCACAGCUCCUUCAGCAGUGGGCUCAGCCCAGCGUAGAGCAGCCACAGCCGCAGCUCCAGCAGCCUCUCCAGCAGCAACAGGCACCCCAGAUACAGCAGUUUGUUCAGGAGCAACCGCAGCUCCGGCCACAGAUGCAGGCCCCCAUUCAGCAGGCAGUGCCUCGAGAGCAAACUCCCCAGCACAUAGUACAGGCCCAGCUGCCACUGUCCCAGCCCUUGCCCCUCGAGCCGCAGCCGCAGCCGCAGCCGCAGCCGCAGCCGCAGCAGCAACCCAUGCCUCCAGCUCCCCAGCCUCUUCAGAAGCAGCCCUCCUUCCUGCAGUCAGAGUCGGAGCUCUCCACAGGAGAGGCCAGCACUACCGAUGACACCUCGGGCUACCAGCACACGCCCCAGGUGCCGCCCUCGUCCUCCGACGUCUCUCUCCCCCAGCUACCCCUCAGCUCCUCCGAGGCCGCUCCGCUCCCGGCACUGACCCACACGCUCACCCCCUCCCCGGUCCAACCCUCCUCGGUGGCGGAGUCUGACAGCGAAGGGCCCCCCAAAAUCGAGUUCGUGGACAACCGCAUAAAGACCCUGGACGAGAAGCUGAGGAACCUGUUGUAUCAGGAGUACAGUGGUGGCGGCGGCGGAGGGGCGGCGCCCGGUGGAGCUGGGGCGGGAGCCGGAGCCUCCGCAGGCUCCUCCGCUGUUCCCGGCAACGCCUCCUCCUCGUCGACCGGAGCGACAGCGCUCUCGGCUUCGGCGGGUGGGGAGGAGUCGUCGGAGCCCCAUUCGCUCCCCGCCGUCGCUCCCUCCUCCUCCUCCUACCCCCCAGCCUCCUCCUCUGACACCUCCCCUCACUCCUCCACCUCCAGCACGUCCUGCACCACCCCGCGUUCCUCCUCCACCUCCCCUGAGCUGGACAGGGCCCGCCACGCAGAAGAGGUUCAGCAGGCCUUGGCCGGCCUGCCUGCUUCUGUUGCAGCCGCCCCUGUGGAGCACCAGCCCGUCCCCUCCUUCUCCUCCUCCUCCUCCACCCCUCCCUCCUCCAUCUUGUCUCCCCCCCAUGGACAGGCUGCUGUGCCUUCUCCCAGUGAUACCAAAGUCCUCGCUGCCCCCCCCCUCUCUGACAGGAGUGCCCCAGGAGACGCCUCGUGGCCUCCGGCCCCGCCCACGCAGCAGACCCCCGUCGGCCUCGGAGCCCCGCCGCAGCACAAUGCAGGAGGUGGAUAUUUUGGCCUAAACCUGACAUGUCCUAGUAUCAGAAAUCCUGUUAGCAAGAAAUCCUGGACUCGCAAAUUCAAAAGCUGGGCGUGCAAACUGCGCCACUCCGCCAGCUUGUUCAAGAAGCCCAGAGUCCAGCAAGAUGGGAACUCCAGUAGUCAGGCUGCGAAGGAGGAGAGAGAAAGCGCUGACCAGGUCCCACAGGAGCAGUCACGACGCGGGCGUUUCCAGGUCACUCCAGUACCCCAGGUCUCCGAGCCUUCACCCCCCAGCGAGGCUCCGGCCAGCCAGGGCAGCACCCACAGGAAAGUGGGGCGCUUCUCCGUCACCCAAGCGGAGGCCAAGGCGGCCGAGUGCCAGACGGACAGCUCCCCGGUCUCGCCGGACCUGGAGCGGGGCGAGAGGCGGAGGGCAAAGGGGGGGAGAGAGGGGGGCGAGAGGGACGAGGGCAAGAGGACCCCCGUGCCCCCUCACCACCCGGCCCGAGUGCACGCCCACUCGCCGCCGGUCAGCAGCGACGAGGAGAGCGAGAUGGAGGACGAGGAGCUGCGGAGGGAGCUGCACAAGCUCCGAGAGAAGCACAUCAAAGAGGUGGUGUCCCUGCAGGCUCAGCAGAACCGGGAGCUGCAGGAGCUCUACAGGCAUCUGCGCUCUUUCAAAGACAACCACCAGUCACUGCCGCCGCUGUCGCGUACCCCUCCCCUGCCUUCGUCGCUGCCCCCAGCCAUCUCCCCGCGUCGGCCCCGGCCGGCGAAGACCAAGCAGCGGCCCAGACCCCACUCCCACCUGGACAACAAUGGAGUCACACAUGCUGGCAUCCAGCAAUCCAGUAGUUUCUCGGCUGGGGAGCAGGGCCACCUUGCUCUGGCCCAGAGCCCAGCCAAUAAGAAGAGCACAUUUACAGAUGAGUUGCACAAGCUGGUAGAUGAUUGGACGAAAGAGGCGGUGGGCGCGGCCCAACCCAAACCCUCGCUCAAUCAGAUCAAACAGAUCCAGCAGGAACAAGAAUUAGGUGGCUGGAAUCAACAUACUGAGAUUCAGCAGACCGCCCCACCAGGCUGGUUCCCCGUGGCCCCUCUGAACCCGCAGCCCGUUCCAGCCAGCGCAGGCCUCCCCGCCACGGCCCCCUCCCAGUACUCCAGCGGGGGGCCCCACCAGCCCCAGCAGCAGCCCCAGGCACCGGCGCCGCCGCCCCACGUGCCCGUGGUGUCCCCCUCACAGCCCCCCCAGCAGGGCCUCCACCUGCCACCGCUGCAGCCGCUGCAGCCGCUGCCCUUCCAGUCGCCACCGCUCCACAUGCAGCACCUUCAGCUGCGCCCCGGCCCAGCGCCCCUUGGCCCGCCCUCCAUCCCGCCGCCCCUGCCGAUGCCCCCUGCACAGAUGCCCACCCAGAUGCCUGCCUUACCCGACCGGCGUGCCCGCAAGCAGGCAGCCGCCUCCGCCGCCGGCCCCCUGCUGCUCCUCCACCACCUCCUCCACCCAGAGCUCCGUGUCUGCGCCGAUCAUGCCCGGCGUGGGCGCCCCCUCUGCUGCUGUACCCGCCAGCCCCUCUGCUGCUGUACCCGCCAGCCCCUCUGCCACCUCCAGCGCGCCUCCGGCCAGCGGUCUGGCCCCGCUCAGAAGAAAACUAAGCCUAAGCACGGAUACAACAACCAGAUGUUAACUAGCAAAGCCUCCAUCAUCAUCAGCGUCAAUAGCACAAACAAUCUCCACUGA